AUGCAGCAUGCGGUUAGCACUGCCGGUGCCUGCAGCGGUGCCUCGAACCUUCCAAGUGAGAGCCAACUUUGCUAUCAAGGCACGUUGCUGGUAGAGACCCUCAGUGUCCGCGUCCUGCAGCAUACGGCAACUGGCGGAACGGUCAACAUGAAGGCUGUGGGUCCAAAGCAGGGCGAAUGCAAAGGCGCCGUGUUCGCAAAGUCGGGCUCCGAGCUGACCAUCCAGGAUGCUACUGGCUGCGGAUUGGAUGGUGCCGACUACUCUGUUCAGUAUUGUUCAGAUCAAGAUCAAGUUGUUGUCCAUUUCAUCACGCCCAUGAAGCUGGACGUGGCUUUGGACAGGGCCAAGUGUGAAACAAGCCUUGCUUAA
This is a messenger RNA of Symbiodinium pilosum, 369 nucleotides long. Lineage: Eukaryota; Dinophyceae; Suessiales; Symbiodiniaceae. The record is from the annotation of a GenBank genome assembly.